This is a messenger RNA of Monodelphis domestica (gray short-tailed opossum), 7559 nucleotides long. RefSeq names its product 6-phosphofructo-2-kinase/fructose-2,6-biphosphatase 2 (gene PFKFB2). The record is from RefSeq and is a predicted model, not a curated record. NCBI's taxonomy places the organism in Eukaryota, Metazoa, Chordata, Mammalia, Didelphimorphia, Didelphidae. Gene Ontology annotation, biological process: fructose metabolic process; fructose 2,6-bisphosphate metabolic process. Gene Ontology annotation, cellular component: cytosol. Gene Ontology annotation, molecular function: fructose-2,6-bisphosphate 2-phosphatase activity; ATP binding; 6-phosphofructo-2-kinase activity.
ACAGGGUAGCCAAUCCUCCGCCCAGCUAGGUAACCUGAGGGCAUAUGAUCCAGCCUCUCCUCAUCCCCUCCUCCUCCUUGGUGCUGUCGUCAUCAUUUCCAGCAAGAGUCCGGCCCCCUGAGACUCUGCGGGCUCAGAUUGGUCUACUGUAGACUCCAGGUGAAGGCGCGCGCAGUGGGGGUGGGGUCACAGGAUGGGCGGGGCCAUUAGAGCAGUUGAUUUGAAUGUGAUUUGCAUGUCCGGCCCCUGCCCGUGGUGCCGUUGGGUUCCCCCGGGACUCGCUGGUCCUAGACUGGGAUCACUAAGAAGCCACCUGGGGCCUCGAGUCACUGAACUGCCAUGUCUGAGAAUCUGGUGCCAGCCCCAGAACAGAACAGUCAUGAAAUCAAGGCUACUAAUCUUAGACAGUCAGAGAAGAAGUGCUCAUGGGCUUCCUACAUGACAAAUUCCCCAACCCUUAUCGUAAUGAUCGGCCUGCCAGCCCGGGGCAAGACCUAUGUAUCCAAGAAACUCACUCGAUACCUCAACUGGAUUGGGGUACCCACCAAGGUGUUUAAUCUCGGAGUAUAUCGACGUGAAGCCGUCAAAUCGUAUAAAUCCUAUGACUUCUUCCGCCAUGAUAAUGAAGAGGCCAUGAAGAUCCGAAAACAGUGUGCCCUGGUGGCCCUAGAGGAUGUUAAGGCCUAUUUGACUGAUGAUUGUGGUCAAAUUGCGGUAUUUGAUGCUACCAACACCACCCGGGAAAGGAGGGACAUGAUCUUGAACUUUGCCAAGGAGAAUGCCUUCAAGGUAUUCUUUGUGGAGUCUGUCUGUGAUGAUCCUGAUGUGAUUGCGGCCAACAUUCUGGAAGUGAAGGUAUCGAGCCCUGACUACCCAGAGAGGAACAGGGAGAAUGUGAUGGAGGACUUCUUGAAGAGAAUCGAGUGCUACAAAGUCACCUAUCGGCCUCUGGACCCUGACAACUAUGACAAGGACCUGUCCUUCAUCAAGGUGAUCAACGUGGGGCAGAGGUUCCUGGUGAACCGGGUACAAGACUACAUCCAGAGUAAGAUAGUAUACUACCUCAUGAACAUCCAUGUCCAGCCCCGAACCAUCUAUCUCUGUCGACAUGGAGAGAGUGAAUUCAACCUCUUAGGCAAAAUUGGGGGUGACUCUGGUCUCUCUCUCCGAGGAAAGCAGUUUUCUCAAGCACUAAGGAAGUUCCUGGAAGAACAGGAGAUCGUGGACCUCAAAGUGUGGACCAGUCAGCUAAAGAGAACCAUCCAGACUGCAGAGUCCCUCGGAGUGACUUAUGAGCAGUGGAAGAUACUGAAUGAGAUUGAUGCUGGUGUGUGUGAAGAAAUGACCUAUGAGGAGAUUGAGAAGCAGUACCCAGAAGAGUUUGCCCUCCGGGACCAAGAGAAGUAUUUGUAUCGUUACCCUGGAGGGGAGUCAUACCAGGACCUGGUGCAGCGGCUGGAGCCAGUCAUCAUGGAGUUAGAGCGCCAGGGCAAUGUGCUCGUCAUCGCCCACCAGGCUGUCAUGCGCUGCCUGCUGGCCUACUUCUUGGAUAAGAACGCAGAUGAGCUCCCAUACUUGAGGUGCCCACUCCACACCAUCUUCAAACUCACGCCUGUGGCCUAUGGGUGCAAAGUGGAAACGGUAAAGCUCAAUGUGGAAGCUGUGAACACUCACCGAGAGAAGCCAACUAACAACUUCCCCAAGAAUCAAACCCCUGUAAGGAUGAGAAGGAACAGCUUUACGCCUCUGUCCAGUUCGGAUACAAUAAAGCGCCCGAGAAAUUACAGUGUUGGGAGCCGGCCCCUCAAGCCCCUCAGCCCUCUCCGUGCCCUGGAUGCUCAAGAAGGGGCUGACCAGCCGAAGACCCAAGUCAGCGUUCCAGUGGUGUAACUGUGUGUGUUCUUCCCCAGACCCAGCCUCUUUCUCCCUUUCACUAAUCACCUAGGACUGACUUUUAACUUCCACAUCUUCAAUUAAUCCUAACCCACAGCAUGAGACUGGGUUUCUGAACCAGCCAACUUCAGUCAUUCCCAGAUCUGGUGUGACACAUCGCUCCACCCAGGUUUCUGCCUUGGUCAGAUUCUAAUGGGGUCUCUUGGGACAGGUAUUGUGUGGGCAUGAAUUAGGGGUAUGAGGGAGAAGAUUUGAUGUAGUCAAGGCUGAAAGAGACUGAUAAACACUUUCUAAACUUUCCCCUUUCCCAGCUUGUCAUUAAUGUGCUUUAUGGUUGUGUAGGGCAACCUAUUUUUUCUUGCUUUCUAAAUUCACUUAUCUGCUUUCUUCCCUCUUCUUCCCCUCAACUUUAGGACCCUUCAUUAGAUUAUCCCACUGUGCACCAUAGUGAUGAUGUAUGGAAGGAACAGAGAGGAGAUUGGGGAGGGAAACUGAGAUUCUGGUUGGGGGCUUAACGGGAAGGGACUGCUCCCUUCCUUCUCCUUCCACUCAACCUAGGCCUGGAGGGUCUUCCUGGCCCACUCCUCACCCAAGGACCCUUGCUGGAGUAUGUGAUACACAGGGUCCCCAGGCCUGGGAUCCCCACUUCCUUUCACAAAAAAAUGAUCCCCAGACCUUUCCCAUGGGGGGAGAGGCUGAGUUUUAUGCAUUUGGCAGAUCCCUUCCUUGGGUUUGCUUUUGAAUUCAAAAGGGAUGUUCUAAGGCUGCUGAUGUGUGUUGGGUGGGGGGUGGGGAGAUGGUCUGUAUUCUGCCCCAGGCUCUUCUAGGGGAGUCCUUACUGGGAAAGGUCUCUCUUUCCCACUGGCUCCCAGGCUUAUUGCCAACAGCAGCAGCUGCCCUGCCAAAGCCAGUGACCUCUUUGGGCCGAUUAGAAGGACAGAACUAGAGUCUGGAACUACCCGAUGUGUUGAAUGUUCCAACUCUCAGAGGCAAAAACAUCUGAUAAAGCCACUAAAUCCUUCCCCUGUCCUGGAGUAAAUCCUGGGAUACACUGAGUUAAUCAUUCAUUAAGAAAAAUGGCUAUUCUCAUGCAUAUAAUACAUUAGAAAAAUUCUCCCCUCCCACCCCUUUUUUUGUUUCCCACCCCCCAAGUUAAAAAAAAGCAUGGUGGCUUUGCUGCCUCUCCCUGGGAUAGGGCCUCCCAUCCCUGAUUUAAUAUCACACCCAUCAGGACCCAAUGGAAUGCUUAAAGGCAUCUGGGCAUCACAAUUCCAAGUUUCAUCCUUAACAUCCUCUGGGUUUGGGGCUUCACCUAUUAGCCUUGAGGAAGCUGCUUCUGCUACCCAUUUGGCUACAUCUCCUUCCUCAGCUCAAGACUUAAAUUGCUUAUAGCCUAAUUUGCAUCUUUUUUGUGCUUCUUUUCUUCAUAACUUCUAAGAUUGUAUUUAUGUAGGAUCCCUGGAACUCCAGUUUUCUUUCCAAGUCCUUUUUCAUUUGGGAAGUAGGUGACCUUCAUGUAUUUGGCAGAUCUCUUGGUCUAAGGCUGGUACAUCCCAGAACCCUUCUAGGAAGCUCCCAGAGAACGUCAGUCAGAGCAUUUUUGUUCUUUCUUCAUAGGAAGUAUUUGUUAGGGAAGAGACUGCUAAAGCAAAUUUUCUGUAGUCAGCUUAGUUUUUCUUUGGGCAGCUUCUUGUGUUAGUCACAUGGAAAGGCAAUUGAAUGGUAAAUGCUUGGGCUAAGCAGCCAGCUUAGGAGCCCUGGACUCUCAUUGGUUCUUUAUUAGUCAAUCAGUCCUCACACAUUUAUUAAGGGCUUGUUAUUUUCCAGGCACUGUGCUAAGCUCUGGUGAUACAAGGAAAGGAAAAACAAAAACCCCAACACAGUUCCUGCCCUCAAGGAGCUUAUAUUCUAAUGUUGGUCUGAAUGGUUCAAAACUCUAGACAGAAUGUAGACUUAUUUUGUUUGGAUGAAGAGAUGCCAGGCUUGGGAGAGGUUACACCAGUACUUCAGUGUGGAGAGAGGUUAGGAGAUCUGGCUUCUAGUCCUAGUUCAGUAUCUUUAUGACCUAGAGUAAAUACAGUACCUCUUAGUGCCUUUAUUGACUCCAUCGUAAAAUGAAGAGAAUUAUUGCUGUUCCACUGUAAAAGCUCUACAAUACUGGAUUUCUUGGAUAAAUAGCUGGUGCUUCUGAAUCCCAGAGAUGCUAGAAAAGGGGAGCAGAUGAAACCUGGCCAUCAGAGCUGAAACUUCAAGCAGGGAUUCUUGAAAUUUAUGUUCUUUGUUCUUACUUCCCAGGUAGGUGUGGCAGUCACCAGUUUCUAGGCUCAAACUUGUUUGUUCCCUUUUGAAGCACAUUCCAUUCUGGGGUCAGACUUAAGAUAAGUUGAGAUUUCUUUUUGGCCAGCUAACAGUAAGCACUGAGGACAGAGACAUGGUGGCCAGGUGCUAUGUUGAGUUUAGGGCUUCCCUCUUUCUCGUGUCCUGUCUCCUCAUUAAAGAACUCUGACUAGAAUGGAUUGCAUAUCCACAAAGCAUCCUAAAAGGUGUAAAUGAGUAGAGUAUCAGUGCUGAGUUUGUGGGCUGGAGGAUUGUUAAAAUGUAGUGCAGAGAAUUCUCCUGCAUCCCCCUUCCCCAUCACUCCCUACUUUACUGUACUCCACAUACAUGAUAACUACCUUGACUUUGGUACUGAAGUUAUAAAGUGCUCUGCAGAGAACUGGUGGUGGGGUUUAUUUGUGACAGCUUGACUCAAAUAGGUAUGGUUUUGGUUUUUGCCAGCUUGAAAGCUUUGGCCUGGAGAGGUAUUAUCCUGAUGGCCCAUUGCGGGUAAGAGAAUGGAGCAAUUAGUUUUUGAAAACUAGCAUAAGAGAAUGAGACUUUUUGCCCUGUUGGAGUUUUUGGAUAGGAGAGGAAUCUGCAAGGCUUGGGCUACUCCAUGUCCAUGUCUUGCUCUUGAUAAGAUUUACCUUAAAGAAAGAAUAUGACAACCCCACCAAACUAAGGGAGCUGAAAUCUAAGCUCUCCCAGCCUUGGAGCCAGAGAGGACCUGGCCUUUUAUUUCAUUCUUCCAGAGUGCCUUCCUGAUUCAGCCUCUUCCAUGAAGGAUUUUUGAGAGUCUCUUUUUCUCCUUUCUACCUCUUCUUCCAUUUCCUUCUGUAUAGCUUUCUGAAUAAUCUGAGUCUAGUGUUGAAGUCCUAAGAAGCAUUAGUGAGAUGGGGGAACUUAAAGGACCUUCUCUGAAACAAUGACUGCUGACCCUGCCCAAGAGCAUUUAGAAAAAAAUAAAUAUCUCUGUCUUUGUUUUUCUCUUUCAGUUUCUCUCUUUACUCCUACCCUCCCUACCCAUCUUCAUCUCUCUUUUUUAUCUGUCUUCUAGUGUUAAAUGAGAAAGAAAAAAAUGUUUUCUGUUACUAUUUCCUUUUUUUCCCUUUUGAGAAUAGAAAGUCUCUUCCUUUGCAUUUCCCUGUUUUCCUCCUUCCCUUAAUUGGAACCUAGUUCCAUAUAUUAACCUCAAAUUCUUCAAUCCCAUUCUUACUGGAAACAGCAUAGCGAAAACUUUUCAGGAGCAUACAGGAGACGUAAACCAUCUAAUCUAACAUACACUCAUUAAGCACUUACUGUGUUCUAGGCACUAUGUGUUAGACUCUAGUGAACUAGGCAAAAACCCAGUUCCUUACCCUCAAGGGACUUCUAUUCCACUGCAGGAGUUUGCAUUCCACUGCUGCAGUCAUUCCAUGUCUCCUUUUUGGGAGUAGGAUCUGGGGAUUGAAUGUCUCUGCCUGCCUUUCCAGAUUAGAAAUACUUUGCACUUUAACUGUGGCUCCAGGGUCCCCAUUUGUUGCCCUUAUUUAGACAUUAUAGACAAUGACAUUUUGAAGAGCUAUGUGACCCAGAUAUUUGGCAAUAAAUGUGCCUUGUGGCUUCUCUAAAAGUCUAUUUGUCCAAGGGAAGAGUGCCCAGAUGCAAGAGAGGUAUCUGGAUUAUGUUGAGUAAUGUUGGCUCCCUGGGGCUUUGCCAGGACCAAGAGAAAGAGAGCAAGCCAAGUCCUCUAUUGUAACCAAGAUGGCAGCAAACUUACCAGCUUUUCCAAUGUAUCUUUUAACUUGGUUAGAUUUUUAAUUUUAAGUAUUUGAACAUUUUUAAAAUAUUUUUUAACAUUUAAGCAAUGUUGCUUAAAACCAUCAUCUAUAAACAGGGUCUACUCUUCUCCCCCUCCCAACUCCAGUAAAUGAUUUAGUUGUUCUUUUUUCAGUCAUUUUUCAGUCAUGUCUAACUCUUGGUGACCCCAGUUGGGGUUUUCUUGGCAAAGAUGAUGGAGUGGUUUGCCAUUUCCUUCUUCAGCUCAUUUUACAGAUAAGGAAAGAGGCAAACAAGGUUAAAUGUCUUGGCCAAGGCCAUAUAGCACAUAAGUGUCUGAGGCCAGGUUUAAACUCAAGGAAGAUAGGUCUUCCUGAUUCCAGGCCCAACACUCUCCAUGGUGCCACCUUAACUGCCCUAUCUAGACACCAGAUGUUUGUACGAGAGGAAUGUAAUCUAAACUCUCUGAUCAUAGGACUAUCCAGCAAAGCUGCCUUUGGGUUUUUUUUUUUUUUUCAGAAGAAAAAAAUAGUUGUCUCAUAUCUCUGUGCCUAGCUUUCAACCUUGUCCUAUCUGGUGACUUGAACUGAUUGUUAUUGUGGUUGAGUUAUAGUGUGGCUUCCAUAUUAUAUGGGCCCUAUUGAACAAAACAGAACUCUUAUUUUCUACUGAGAGGGUAGAGGUGGCUAGUUGUAUACAAUUUAGAAGGUUAUUUUUCUUAUGGACUCAGUGGCAGCUAAAUUCUCAUCCAUUUUAAAAGGUGAGAUUACAUUUCAGUUGUAUAGUUUGUGCAUCCACAGAGGGAUUUUGAAGGAGGAUGCAUGAGGUAGGUCUGAAGUUGUUACCUCCAAAAUCCAAGGGCUGGAUAGGGACCUUGAGGGAGGUCAUCUAAUCGAAUUCUUUGUCCUUAGGCAGGACCACAGGUCAGCAUUGAUUUCUGACCCUAACUUGUACUCAUCCAUUAUUUUUGAAUUAGCUAUAGGGAGCCAUUCAGUUCUCUUGUACAGAAUUUCUGUCAUGUGGGGCAAUAUGUAGGAGGAUAGUCUGCAUUUUCAAGUAGGCUUCUUUGAAUGGUAGAACCUUCCAAAGCGUCGAAUUGGCUCCAGUGAUCUAUAUCCACUGUCUACUGACUUGUCAAUGGCUUUGUAUCUGACUUUCAGUUGUUCAUUUUACCAUGUUGAAACAGGUAACUGGGCCACUCAUCCCAGUGCCUUAGGUUUUGCAGCCAUGAUUAUCUAGCAGAAUUUUAGGAAAACUUAGCACUAAUUACGUAACACUAAUUACGUAGGCAAAUCACAGAAGGAUUUCAUCACUCUCUACAGUGGGGGGAGGUCAGAAAAGGAUCCGUGUAUGACCCGUUAAAUGGCAGCCCGCCUAGGAGUGGUCUGCAUUGGAGAAGGCUGUAUAGUCUUGCAAAGAAGGACAUUACCUCAAAUAGCAUGAUAUUUGCUCCGUGACCGAUUUCUCGAUAUGGCACUUAUUAGAUCCACGAGAGAUGUGUAGAACUGUAAUUGAAAUGUAUGCAUGUUGAUUUUGUUCUUUUAUUUGUUGAAUAGGUAAAUAAAAUUGUUAAAUACCUUGCAACUCUC